UUUGUGCUAAAAUAGUGUCGGCAGGUUUCAGUUUCAAGAAUCAUAAAGAGACAAGAAAGAAAUUGACAAUUUAAUGCAUAAAAGUUUCAGUUUUUUUAGCGUUAAACAUCAUAAAAACCCAAUAUCAGUUACUACUAAUAGUGCAAUUAAUCAAGAAAGUGUCUUUCUUGAUUAAAUGGGGAACCACCAUGGCCGUUUCUUUCACAGGAAACAUCAUCAUCAUCAUCAACAAGGUCCUACAGAACAAACCCAGAAUACCCAGAUGGGUUUGGCUUUGCCUUAUGCUCAUAUUGAUUCCACCUUGCGUGGUCUUGCUGGUAAAGCUGAGGGCUUUGGGGGUUCCUCCAUUGGAGGCCUUGAUGGUCCUAUUUAUCAAGUUGUUAAUCUCAAUGAUGAUGGGCCAGGAUCACUUCGAGAUGGAUGUCGUAAACAAGAACCUCUGUGGAUCGUCUUUGAAGUUUCAGGGACCAUUGAGCUCCGUUCUUAUUUGAGUGUGUCGUCUUACAAAACUAUCGAUGGCCGAGGCCAAAAAGUCAAGCUCACAGGGAAAGGUUUGAGGUUGAAAGAAUGUGAACAUGUUAUCAUCUGCAAUCUAGAGUUUGAGGGAGGUAGAGGACCUGAUGUUGAUGGCAUUCAGAUUAAACCAAAGUCAAGACAUAUUUGGAUAGAUCGUUGUAGCCUUAGCGACUACGACGAUGGUUUAAUUGACAUCACAAGAGAAAGCACAGAUAUUACUAUUUCUAGGUGUCACUUUUCAAAGCAUGAUAAAACAAUACUUAUUGGAGGAGAUUCUUCUAAUUGUGGUGACAGAUGUAUGAGGGUCACCAUUCACCAUUGUUUUUUUGAUGGAACUAGACAGCGGCAUCCUCGUGUUAGGUUUGCCAAAGUACAUUUGUACAAUAACUACACCAGGAACUGGGGAAUUUAUGCUGUUUGCGCAAGUGUAGAAUCACAGAUAUAUUCACAAUGCAACGUAUAUGAAGCUGGACAAAAAAAGGUGGCCUUCAAAUAUCUCACAGAGAAGGCAGCUGACAAGGAGGAACCAUGUACUGGUAGCAUUAAAUCUGAAGAUGACUUGUUUGUUUGUGGAACUCAGGCUGGUUUAUUGUCUACUUGCAGCGAAAAUAACGUCUUCAAUCCAUCCGAGUUCUACCAAACCUGGACUGUUGAGCGUCCCAGCGAUGCUCUCAAACACUACCUUCAACAUUGUACAGGAUGGCAGUGUAUCUCGCGUCCAAAUUGAUCAGCCUUUCUCCAGCUGUUUAGAAUUUCGUAAAUGAACGAGACGAUUACUGAAAUAUGUGUUCAUAUACUACUACAACAUCAUUUAUCGUCGAUUUGUUGUUGCUAUUUGUAGUCUAUUGUCGUUGCCAUUAUAUCUAUGUAUUAUGUUAACAUAAACUACAAUUGAAUAAAGUAAGAAAUUCCUAGAA
Messenger RNA from Solanum dulcamara, 1433 nucleotides. Its product is annotated as probable pectate lyase 4. The coding region runs from base 176 to 1243 and encodes 355 amino acids. Gene Ontology annotation, molecular function: pectate lyase activity. NCBI's taxonomy places the organism in Eukaryota, Viridiplantae, Streptophyta, Magnoliopsida, Solanales, Solanaceae. The transcript has 5 exons. The record is from RefSeq and is a predicted model, not a curated record.